CCUGGCGGGUGGUAGCGGCGCUGCUGGUGGAGUGCGGCGGCUUGCGCUUCGGGGACGGACGAGAGAGGCCGAGGGGCUGCAGCGACCGCCCGUGUGCAGGCGCCGGCUUGAGGCUUUCGAGAAGCGGCGGAGGAGCGCGCGGACUUGGAAGAAGAAGGGCUUCGGGUUCCCUCGCAGGUUCAGUCAUAAUGAAUGGAUCCAAUGUAGCCAGUACACCACCCAAUGUCAAAUCCAAAGAGGACCAGGGGCUAAAUGGGCAUGAGGAGAAGGAAAAUCCAUUUGCAGAGUACAUGUGGAUGGAGAAUGAAGAGGAUUUCAACAGACAGGUGGAGGAAGAACUUCAGGAGCAAGAUUUUUUGGACCGCUGCUUCCAGGAGAUGUUGGAUGAAGAAGACCAAGAGUGGUUUAUUCCUUCACGCGACCUCCCUCAGGCCAUGGGACAGCUGCAGCAGCAGUUAAAUGGAUUGUCAGUCAAUGAUGACCAUGAUUCUGAAGAGAUUUUGAACAAGAGUAACCUGAACCCAGAUGCCAAGGAAUUCAUUCCAGGAGUGAAGUACUGAGCUGACAGAGCUUUGAGAAAGACUUGUAUAUUCCCACAUCUGGGUACAGAACUACACAAAAAGGCGGAGUUGAAGAGGGGGUGGGAUGGGUGAGGGGUGCACACUGGGAAUGGGGAGCAGUGGUUUGACAUUGUGACUGGAGGAAGGAACUAUGUGCUCAGUCUUACUGUACACCAAUUUUUGUUCUAUGUUUGGAGCAGUUUCCUAUUGUUACCUUUUUUUUUU
Suncus etruscus (white-toothed pygmy shrew) is the source of this 785-nucleotide messenger RNA. RefSeq names its product poly(A) binding protein interacting protein 2B (gene PAIP2B). The coding region runs from base 189 to 560 and encodes 123 amino acids. Gene Ontology annotation, molecular function: mRNA regulatory element binding translation repressor activity. Gene Ontology annotation, biological process: negative regulation of translational initiation. NCBI's taxonomy places the organism in Eukaryota, Metazoa, Chordata, Mammalia, Eulipotyphla, Soricidae. The record is from RefSeq and is a predicted model, not a curated record. Gene Ontology annotation, cellular component: cytoplasm. The transcript has 4 exons.